Molecule: messenger RNA, 3386 nt
Organism: Trichoplusia ni (cabbage looper)
Lineage: Eukaryota; Metazoa; Arthropoda; Insecta; Lepidoptera; Noctuidae
Product: venom serine carboxypeptidase-like
Exons: 9
Coding region: 1801-3300 (499 amino acids)
Biological process (GO): proteolysis
Molecular function (GO): serine-type carboxypeptidase activity
Source: RefSeq, a predicted model, not a curated record
UGUUUUUUUUUACAUAAAUGAGGAGGUUGAUGAAAUAUAAAAAUGUAGAAAUCCUUCCUAUGGUAAUAUCGUACUGAAGGUCUUAAAUUGAGAAAUCAUUAUAGUUCCUUAGUACAUUAGUUAUGGUAAAUUAGUAAUUAUGUUCACGCUGAGAACACAAAAAGUGCAACUUGGUAGGUACUUGAGUGGGCACAUUAGCAUAGGCUUAAUAAAGUAAUGUGUUUUUUUUAUUAAGGAAUCGCUUCUUACGCUGUUGUAAGCAAACUGAUUUGAAGAAUAUUUUAUUUAAUAUUACAAUUUACAUUUCAUUUGAAACAAGAUGUUUUUUUUUAAUAGGAAAGCCCGCCGCUCUUGCCCCUUACUUGAAGACUUCUAAGCCAGGAUCUUAAAUGAAACCAACGAAUACAAGCGUGUCCUAGAGGAAACUGUUAAGUAUCUUUGAAUCCGCAAUAAAUAAAUGAUUUAUUAAUUAAAAGAGGAGUUAGAAGAAAUAUAUUCCACUUCCCUCCAGAGCAAGCGGGCGGCAAAAGAAAUCACUAUCAUAUCAUCAUAAAAAUAAAUUUGUCCUAUAAUUAUUAUCAUAUAAUUGUCCUAUUACCUUGAUUCCUAUAAAAAUGGGUAGUACAAAAGAGCCUGAAAGCACUUGCAUUAGUUUGGAUGAAAUAAGGUCCUCACGGUAAAUAAUACUGAUAGAGAUAAUGUAAAAUCACUGUUGACUGAUUAACAGUGAUAUUGUAGUUACAAAUUUAAUUAAUUCGUCUACGGUUCACGAAAAAUGUCUCCCAACAUCUAGGAAGAAUAUACUUUUACUUAAAACAUAAUUAGUUAAUAAGACUAAACUUAUAAACAAAGAGAUUAAGUUAUACUAAGGUUAGCAGAUUAUAGUAGAGGCAUCGGGAAUACAGAACAAGCGUUCGAAAUUAAUAGUAAGGAAAAAAAACCUGCGAAGCGUAACCCGCUGGCCGGUUUUACGAGCGUGGGAAAAUCAGUUAUCAACGAAGUCGAAUCACGAUCCUCGUAAUACGCAAUUACAUAUUAUAUCCACGUAUUUAAAUGUAUCGUAUCGAUGUUUGUUUUACUACGAACAUCCUAAAUAUAGAGCAAAUCACUUUUAAGAGCGUGCAAGAAUCUAUCGCGAAUAUCUGAGCGUGGGAGCGUGUUUAUGGUAAAAAGGUCAUUGGUACCCCGCGCCGGUGCCUCCGAUAUACAGCCUGAUCCCGAUUCACACGCGGAACAAUAACAUCGAUUAUUCAUCUUUUUUAAUAAGGAUUUUGAAUAGAGCGAAUAUGUGGCCAAUCACGAUAAUUAAUUAAUGAGAACUUAACAAUGAAAGCUGGUGUUAAAGAUUUUUAUUACUGAUACAUAUAUUAUAAUAAAAAAAAAUUGAUAGAGUAAGAAAUAAAGUUUUUGACGGAUACCAACUAAAUAUCGAAUUUCCAUUAACUUCAGUAUAACAGCUAAAUAUUUGCCAUCACUGAAAAUAUAACAUAGCUUUCGAUAUAUGCAACAUCGUGACUUAUCUUCAUUAUGAUAAACACAAUAGUGUGUAUGAUAAAGAGCUUACGUUGAAAUGCUUCUAAGGCAAACUGAAAUCUCCAAAAAAAAUAUGUCCGGAUCAUCAGUAAACAAACAAAUAGGAUCAUCCUGUAUACAAGAUCGAGAUAAAUCCAAGUUCAAGACGCAAGUGCACGUUGAAAACUGGCUGACUAUACAAAGUUCCCGAGGCUAGGACGCGGGCCCAUUCCACCGUGGAAGACGAGACGCGAAGCAUCCAGCCUUGCCUGAUAGUGACGAGACAAAAUGAUCGUGUUCACAUUAGUGUUGUUAAUAUGCGCUCACCAAGCUAUAAGCGGGGACCGGUCACCUCUACCGGACCUACCACCUGGCGAAGCUCCGGAACCUAUUCUGACCUUCAUGGAGAGGACCUACAAGACGGGCAGAGCAAGGGCUUCCUUCGACGCUGGGUCGCCUCUUCUCCUCACUCCAUACAUAGAGAAAAACCAGCUGAAAGAGGCGAGGGAGGCCGCUUACGUCGAUCCUGACUACAUGUUACCUGAUAUGGACAGUUACGCUGGAUAUCUGACCGUGAACAAAGAGUACAAUGCCAAUUUAUGGUUCUGGUACUUCCCAGUAGCAGGCAAGGCGGUGGAGGACACUCCUUGGAUCAUCUGGCUUCAGGGCGGGCCGGGAGCUUCAUCUUUAUACGGACUCUUUACUGAAAUAGGGCCUUUCUUCGUCACUAAGGACAACAAUUUGGAAGAAAUUCGACACUCAUGGGGCAAGAACCACUCUUUGCUGUUCAUUGACAACCCUGUGGGAACUGGCUUCAGCUUCACCGAUGACGAUAGAGGAUACGCUACCAAUCAAACUACGAUUGGAGAGAAUCUGUAUACAGCUUUGCAGCAGUUCCUGACAAUUUUCCCAGAGCUCCGCAAGGCACCUCUCACGAUCGCCGGAGAAUCGUACGCCGGCAAGCAUAUACCAUCGCUCGGAGUACAGAUUCAUUGGCAUAAGCAUGAAGACGAAGCUAUUAAUUUGAAGGGCCUAGCCAUUGGCAAUGGUUUCAUCGAUCCUCUGACUCUUCAACGAUACAGCCACUUCGUGCGUGAGGUCGGCUUAGUGGAUGACAGUGUAGCCAAUUCCAUGAACCACCUGGAAACCGCUGUUACGCAGUUCAUUAAUAACGGAGAGAUGGUCAAAGCUUAUGCUUACUACAACUAUCUCCUCCAACUAUUCUUGUCUCGAUCGCACUUGUCCAACCUGUACAACUUCCUGCAAGACGACAUCGACUUGGAUGGAGCAUACAUGGACUACAUCCAGAGGACCGAGGUUCGGAAGGCUCUGCAUGUUGGCAACACCAACUUCACCUCCAUCGGCGUUGUGUACAGGAAACUGGUACCAGAUUUCAUGGGAAGCGCUAAAAUGUGGCUGGAAGAGCUGCUUGAGAACUACAAAGUCAUGCUUUAUAACGGUCAUUUGGACAUCAUCGUAGCGUACCAUCCUUCAGUCAACACAUACGACUCUCUGUCAUUCUCUGGAUCUGCUGAAUAUGCGAAGGCUAAACGUAUGCCAUGGUAUCACGAUGGAGAGUUAGCAGGAUAUUACCGAGUCGCAGCCAACCUGACUGAAGUGAUGAUCCGCGGCGCUGGUCACAUGGUACCAGCAGACAAACCAGCGGCAGCCCUCGGCCUCAUCUCAGCCUUCGCACGAGGCAUCUCUUUAGAAGACGACACUGGAAGCUUAGUAGACUCGGAAAAAAACUUGCUUCGUCAACGUCAACUGCCACUUGCCACCAAGUAGUCAUCAAGAUUUGCCUUAACGCUUAUACAGUUAUGAUCGGUAUUAAAUAUAUGACGAUUAGUUUUUAGUAAAUUAGUUUUAAAAUA